GGGGCGGUUACUAACCGCAGACCUAGCUGCGACUUGUGCAAAUCCCGAAAGGUCAAAUGCGAUGGAGCAAAACCGCGGUGCAGAUACUGUAACAAGCACGAUUUGGUGUGUGUAUAUAAUCCGAUGAAAAAACCUGGCUUACGCGUGGGGUAUGGCAAAGAGGUGUCGGACCGGCUUGGGUUGCUCGAAGAUAAGUCGGUGGAAUCGGAAUCCGAUAUACGAGGGUUACACUCUGAUAUUGAUCUAUUGAAGCGAAAGAUGGAAUCGUUGGAGAGAAAAUUACUCAGCGGAGUUUAUUUGCCUAAGCCUGCUAGCUCACCUCGCACGCGACACCUUAUUACUCAGCCUCUGGACCCUACCCAACUCCAAACCAAGUACGUUUUGGAAACCUAUUUCAAGAAAGUGCAUCCCCUAUUUCCCAUUCUCCAUCCUUACCACACCUUUGAUUCCAUCUACUACAACCCCCACCCUCACAAAACCCCCUUUGUGUUCUAUGCCAUACUUUUUGCUUCUCUCCGCUUCAUAAAACUUGACAAACUUUCAGGAAUGUUCUCCCCUGCGGAGUGUGAACAUUACUACCACUUUUGCUGUCAGAAGAUCAUGCUCAACUGUAUUAGCGUCGCAAACUUAGACCAGCUCACAGCCAUGACCCUCUUUGCUUUUAGCUCCUAUGGCAGCUUUAACGGGACCGAGACCCGGUCAUUCAUUGCUCUUGCCUGUUCCGGGGCUGUUCAUUUAAAUCUCAUUCGAGAGAAGAAUGCGCAGCCAUUAAGACUCAUUGAUAAUGGCAGUAAUUCCUUCUCCUACCAGUCACUGCGAAGAAGCACAAUCUCUUCGAAGUCAGCCAAGUUGCUUAGCACCCCAGCUAACUGGUUUGAGGAGGAGAGUCGUCGCCGGGUUUUCUGGGGUAUAUAUAUCUUGGAUAAGCUCUCGAGCGUGGCUAACUCAUUUCCCCUGAAGAUCCCUGAGUCUGAAGUGAACUUGCUUCUUCCUGCUAAGCUUUCCUACUGGGAGGAGUCCGAGAAUAAGCGUAAUGGGGAUUAUGAUGAAGGGGAGAAGCCCAUGUCACCUCUUACUGAGUAUCAGAUGAUAGACCACUCCAAUGAGACCUACGAUUCGUUCUCCUACUCAGUAGAGGUGUGUCAUAUUCUUGGGGAUAUCCACUCGUUUCUCCGGAAGCCCCUUGACAUUCUUUCUCUCACACCUGUCCUACAAUGGCAGAUGAACUUCCAUGGGAUAUGUGGGCAAAUAGCCAAAUGGAAAGCCACGAUUCCGCUUCGUUACCAAAAAUUCCUCGACCAAAGCGACAAUGAAGAGGACAUGACAUACUUUUCACUCGUAGAUAUCAACUUCCAUGCCUUGUACCAUAUGAUGAUUAUCAGGUUGCACUCUAGUGUGGGUUACCCCCAUAUCCAAUCAAAAUUCUUCACUUCAACCCCAACAGGGCGAGAAAAGUGCAUUGAAAGCGCUGCAAGAAUUGUGGCCGUAGCCCGCACGCUCACAAGCAACAAGCUCUUCACUAGUGACAUGCAAACAGAUGGUAUCUACUCGCUCAUGGGGCCGCAAUAUGCGUUCUGCCUCUGGGUGGCGUCAAGGUUGUUGGUAGUCGAUGCCUUAACCGAAGGGGGCGAUUUCAGUCCGGACUUGCAUUUCUUAGUUGAUGUUUUGUUCAAGUCAGGGAAAGCCUGGUACUGUGCCACCAAGUACGCCCAGCUAGUGACCUUCUUAAUGAAUGAGCAGUUAGAACUACUGAAAAAGAAAGUGGUGAUGGUAGAAAAGACGCAUGGAGAGAGAACCCUGGCGGUGGAUGACGAGUCAGCAUCAGAUAGUGACGAAAUCGAUGACAGGUAUCACUCUUCGACCGCCAAGAUAUUUUUCGAUAUGCGAUGCAACUCCUAUGUCAUCGACUUUGUGUUGACCAAAAAGAUGGAACAG
This is a messenger RNA of Babjeviella inositovora NRRL Y-12698, 1935 nucleotides long. RefSeq lists its product as uncharacterized. The annotation marks the transcript as partial. Gene Ontology annotation, cellular component: nucleus. The transcript has 3 exons. Gene Ontology annotation, biological process: regulation of DNA-templated transcription; DNA-templated transcription. Gene Ontology annotation, molecular function: zinc ion binding; DNA binding; DNA-binding transcription factor activity, RNA polymerase II-specific. The record is from RefSeq and is a predicted model, not a curated record. Lineage: Eukaryota; Fungi; Ascomycota; Pichiomycetes; Serinales.